CACACUUUCUCUCUUUGUACUUUAAGUUACUACAUCCCCUUGAGUUCAGGGGAAACGUGGUACAUAGUCCCACUGAAGAGACUGGGACUUCACGAGGAGUGAAGAAAAAAAUGACAUUCUAGGGGUUAUAAAUGUGGGUUAGAGACUCUUCAGUUCAUAUCUUUGCUGCCUACAGAUACAUAUGGUUCUUUUUUUUAUUGCAGGAGAAGCCUACUAACCCAGAUAUACCUAUUUGACUGGCAAGGUGUGGAUUAUGGAAGAACAACUGAUAAACAACUGCAUCCUUGAUCAAUUUAUUAAUAGCCACGAGCAGUCAUACGAAGAGUUUCUAAGCACAUUCACUUAUCUUUUGAAAGAAGAAGAGAGGAAGAUGAUUCAAGGAUGUAAAAAAUCCUUAAGAAAAUCAUUUUCUGAUUCUGACAUCUCAAAUGGAGAUAAACAGGAUGGUUUACCUGAAAGAAGCAAUGAAAAGCUCAUGUCUUUCCCACCACAGACUCCAAGUGAGAAUAAGAUGGUCAUAAAUGAGAGCUGGAAAUCUGGUGACUCUGAUGGAAAUGGCCUCAGUCUAUCUGAAAGAGCUCAGGUGGACCAUUACUUAGAAACAGACAUGGAUGGAGAGCCAUGCAACGGGUCAUUUGUUCUUCCAGGAGAGGUGGAAGAGAUAGAGACUUGCUGUUCACCUUCUUUUGAAAAGUCUUUUCAGCAGAAGCUCAAAAUCUCCUCAGUUCAACAGCCACUGGACAAAAAAGCAGAAGAGCUACUGGGAGAUGAUGUUCAACCAUUCUCACUUGAUGAAGAAUUUGAUUAUGACAAUGUGGCACUGACCUCUAAGUUCUCUGAAGCUGAGCUGAUGCCCAUGUAAGAAUUGUCUCAAGAGAAGGGGAGAGGUGUAAAGUCCAGCAGGAGCUGAAGAUUGAAUCAGAUGCACUCUGAAUGGCAUUUUGUGCAAUGCUGGUGAAAUAGCAUUUUAGAGAAUAAAUCUUACUUCUUGUACCCUUACUAAA
Messenger RNA from Meleagris gallopavo (turkey), 1004 nucleotides. NCBI's taxonomy places the organism in Eukaryota, Metazoa, Chordata, Aves, Galliformes, Phasianidae. The record is from RefSeq and is a predicted model, not a curated record.